Molecule: messenger RNA, 1917 nt
Organism: Fusarium odoratissimum NRRL 54006
Lineage: Eukaryota; Fungi; Ascomycota; Sordariomycetes; Hypocreales; Nectriaceae
Exons: 4
Coding region: 305-1666 (453 amino acids)
Molecular function (GO): protein binding
Source: RefSeq, a predicted model, not a curated record
CUUGGUUUAAAUCCAUUCAAGCCUUGUUUAACCAGACAUGAUUGGAGUUGGUUCUUGCCAGUAACCUUUUGCUUUACUUAUUUAACCGUCCAAUUUACUUGCUACACAACUAAUUAAGACGUAUUUGUUGUUUAUUUACAUGACAAAUAUUCACGAAGUCUCAAGGGAGUAGAAAUCAAGACAAGACAACUCUAACCUUGACAACACGUCGCAACUUUAUCUUGCUCACAAUCGCUCACUCACCCACUAUUUUCAACUUUUCCAUAAUUGAAGCCAAGAUUUCUUAAAAUCAACAUAGUUCACCAUGUUUUAUGAGGGAACCCUUCAGGAAGGCAUCUCGACAGCCGUCAGUCAGCAGAAACUUGUUCUAUGUUUCGUGACAGAUGAAAGCGACGAGAGCACACAAUGGGAAAAUGAGUUUCUGGUCGAUGAUACAUUGAGCGACUUACUCAAGGAGCAUUCUAUUGCGCUCCGUCUCAAAGCUGGGUCCGAGGAAGCCGGAUAUCUAGCUCAGAUCUUCCCUCUACCACGGACUCCCACUGUUGUUAUCAUUAAGAAUGGAGAGCUGAAGGAGUACAUCACACCAGGGACCAGCAAAGAGGAUUUCUUGCGGAGAGUUCAGACUGCUUUUAACUCCACCGCUGCACCUGCAGCUCCGGCUCCGGCUACAACCCAACCAACCCCGGCACCAGAGCAGGCCAGCCCACCACAGCCCCAGACAGAGACACCCGCAGCUUCAGAACAGCAGAGCACUCUACCAACAGCGGCUCCUUCAACGUCAGAAAACGUUCGUCGGAUACUGGCUGAGAGGGCCGCCAGGCUGCAAGCCCAAAGGGAGGAGAAUGAGCGCAAGGUGAAGGAGGAACGCGCAAGGACGAAAGAGAAAGCCAAAGCUGAGGCCGAAGCUGGUAUGGAUACGGUCAACGCCCGAGCUCACAAGCAAGCUGAGGCAGUAAGGAAGAAGAAACAGAAAGACCAAGAGGAGAAAGCGCGGAUUCUCAAGCGCAUCGAAGACGACAAGGCAGAGCGACGCCUACGUGCCGAGCAGCGUGAGAAGCAGAAACUUGAUAACCUCAAGGGUGGCGACGUUGCAGCAUCAUUAGUGAGCGCACCAGAGACAAAGCUGUCAAGCACCUCCAAGUCUGGCGCGAUAACGGCUCUUCAAGUCCGCUUGUUCGAUGGAUCAACACUGAGGAAUCGCUUCAAGACGACUGCGCACCUAAAGGAGGUCCGACACUGGGUGGAUGAAAAUAGAGGCGAUGGCUCGCAGCCAUACACUUUCAAGCAGGUCCUCACACCUCUACCCAAUAAGAAUAUUGAUGAGACUGAGGAGGACAAGCCGUUAGGAGAUCUCGGCCUUUUUCCGUCUUCGACAUUGGUGCUUAUUCCCGUCAAGAAGUUUACGACCGCCUACGAUGAUUCACAGGGCAUUGUUUCGAGAGUCAUUGGAUUUAUUCUCAGCAUUUUCACAUGGAUUUUCAGUCUUUUUGGAGGUGGUGAUGAGCGCACUGGGCACCGAGGGCCUACGAGCGAUGCGCCGGGCAGUUCUCAAGAGCGUGUUCAGUCAUUCCAGAAUCGCAGAGAUCAGCAAAGAGAUCAACAGUUGUACAAUGGAAAUUCGCUGAACUUUGAGCCACGGCCAGAAGAGGAGGAGAAAGAUGAAUGAAGGGGUUUCCCAAUUUGAGUGGGAGUAAUGUCUUUUUUUGUUGUAUUGUACAAUUGACAGUGCUGAGAUGUAACAGUAGUAUUUCCCCGCCAGAUUCCUAUAUGCAUGCACGCUGUCAGGAGAUAUAUAUCCCCGGUGUUGUUUCCUUUCCCAUAGUGAUAUCAAGUCCCUUUUGUUCUCUUUUAACUUCUAACUCGUCCAUGCUUACUGACCAGCGGCGGCCUGGCAAGCCUUGAGUUGCUCAAGGUACC